Necator americanus (New World hookworm) is the source of this 579-nucleotide messenger RNA. RefSeq lists its product as uncharacterized. Lineage: Eukaryota; Metazoa; Nematoda; Chromadorea; Rhabditida; Ancylostomatidae. The transcript is spliced from 3 exons. The record is from RefSeq and is a predicted model, not a curated record. The coding region runs from base 1 to 579 and encodes 192 amino acids.
AUGGGUGCCCAACUGAAGACUGUGUUACUCAACAAGCGCGACAUCCCUCUCAAAGAUCCAACGUUGUGGGUUGCCCAGAAAAGAUCCCAUCCUGUCUACCUUACAUCUGAUGAUAUGAGCAGAGCGGCGGGAAUCCGCGAAAAGAAUUACAAAUAUAAGUUCUGGUGGAGGACAUGUCAGUCUGAAGGUGGUGGUGUUUACCUUGCGGCGAAGAGGGAAGCUAAGAAGGCAGUCUCCAAGAAGCAGUACCCGUGGACCCUACUCUUUGCCGACGAUGUCGUGCUCGCGUCCGAGACUCGAGAUGAUCUUCAGAAACAAGUACAGUCUUUGAAGGAUCGGCUGCAGCAAAAUGGAUUGCGCCUCAAUGUAUCAAAAACUGAAUACACGGAGGUCGGACCAAAAAUAGAUGGUUUAAUUUGCGUCGAUGGCAGCGAAUUAAAGAUGGACUGUUUUAAGUACCUUGGAUCCAAAGUGACUUCCAUAGGCGACAUUGAACAAAAAGGUCGAGCACGUGUUAAUGUGGCAUGGAAGAGGGAAAUGGCAACAGGCGUUCUGUGCGACAAGAAAGUCCCUGUUUGA